Molecule: messenger RNA, 1290 nt
Organism: Penaeus indicus
Lineage: Eukaryota; Metazoa; Arthropoda; Malacostraca; Decapoda; Penaeidae
Product: histidine-rich glycoprotein-like
Exons: 7
Coding region: 1-1290 (429 amino acids)
Source: RefSeq, a predicted model, not a curated record
AUGAAGGAAGUCAGAUGGAUUCAAGCCACCAUCAUACUGGCGGUGGCCCUUUCUGCCUCAGUCAAGGGGGAGCAGGAGGAGGCGGACCUUAGAGUCGGCUUCCUUCAAGGCCCGCAGGAGGUCGACGUUCUCUUGCCAGUGGGGAGCCAACAGGUCUCCGUGGUCGCCGCGACAGACCUUCAGCCAUCUGCCACUGGUUACGGAGGUGGAAAAGGUCACAAGGCCGACAAGGGAUAUAAGGGCUCGUACCAUGACAAGGCCGGCUAUAAGGGUCACAAGGGACAUAAAGCCAACAAAGGCUACAAAGGCAGCCACUACGGCGACCAUGGAAAGGCCCACUACAAGGGAGGACAUCACCACGACAAAUACGGCCACAAGGGGCACCACGAGAAGGGCAAGUACCACGAUGACCACAAGGGCCACAAGGGCAAGGACUACAAGGGAGGCCACUACAAGGGAGGACAUCACCACGACAAAUACGGCCACAAGGGGCACCACGAGAAGGGCAAGUACCACGAUGACCACAAGGGCCACAAGGGCAAGGACUACAAGGGAGGCCACUACAAGGGAGGACAUCACCACGACAAAUACGGCCACAAGGGGCACCACGAGAAGGGCAAGUACCACGAUGACCACAAGGGCCACAAGGGCAAGGACUACAAGGGAGGCCACUACAAGGGAGGACAUCACCACGACAAAUACGGCCACAAGGGGCACCACGAGAAGGGCAAGUACCACGAUGACCACAAGGGCCACAAGGGCCACUACGGCGACAAAGGCCACUACGGACACAAGAGUUCCUACGGCAAGAAGGGAGGACACAAGGGAUCGUAUGGCCAUGACGACCACAAGGGAUAUGGCCACGACGACCACGGCCAUGGUGGAUAUGGUCACGAUGACCACGGCCAUGGUGGAUAUGGCCACGACGACCACGGUCAUGGUGGAUAUGGCCACGACGACCACGGUCAUGGUGGAUAUGGCCACGACGACCACGGCCAUGGUGGAUAUGGUCACGAUGACCACGGCCAUGGUGGAUAUGGCCACGACGACCACGGCCACGGUGGAUAUGGCCACGACGACCACGGCCAUGGCGGAUAUGGCCACGACGACCACGGCCAUGGUGGAUAUGGCCAUGAUCAUGGUGGUUACGGUUCACACUCUGAAGCCAAGCCAGUCGUCGCCUCAUCCUCGGCAAGCGCUUCGGACGCCGCGAGAGCACUUCCGGCCUUCGAGCACAAAGCAUUUAGUGAAACCUUUGAGCAGUUUGGAGAUUUUGCCAAGUUUGCAUAA